AUGGUAACCCGAGGCCUAUGGAACCUUCGCGUCGAUGGGAAAUGGUACCGUUCAUUUCACCCACCGCGAGGGCGCAUUGCUUCUCCAGACACACCCGCCACUUUAGACCGAAUCAGGAAGAUUCUUUCUGAGACUAAUCUUGCUGCGUGGGAGUGUGUACCUUUCCCCAGUCCUCUCCACAUCGACCUAGACUACGUGUACAACAUCGAUAAAGAUCUGGGCCUCUUGACGGUUGUCCAAUGGACGGGGGAUGAAGGGGUCCUGUCGCGCAUGCGUCGAGAGGCAACCCUGACUCGACUGGCGAAUCCGUCACUACAUACAAUUGAAGCGGCUCUUGAGGUUGUAGGGGAUGAGUUCGAUCAGGAGAACGACGAAGCCAGCCCACCGACGUCCGAAACGUUAACAAUCAACAUGAGGAACCCCACGCCCUUAAACGAGCUUCAGCUUCUCUUCCUAACCGAUUUUAUCUUCCUGUGGAAAUUCUAUCUGGACGAUAUGUCAUCCUGGAGAAAUACCUCUCUGCUAUUCCGUACCCUAGCCAUCGGCAUUCUGCGUAUCGCAGCCUGGGAUUUCGAAGUGCGGAUUGACACCGACACCACCGACAUCCCACUUACUUUCUCCUCCGUUCCGAGCUGGAAGGCUCCCUCCACGGAUAUAUUCUGGUUUCAUGGCUUCCUUAUCACUCUACACGGUACGACUGAUGAGGUUGGGGAGGCCAUCUCAAAGGCGCAAGCUUUUUUGAAUGAAACCCCACGCAGGGGACAGGUGACUCAGGUGAUCCUCAUGUCCCUGAGCCAUAUAAGGCUCGUUGAGAUAUCCUCGGAAUGUGUGCGAUGCUCCUCGGCUAUACCUAUUAUUGUCAAUACGUCGGCCAUGUAUCCGUCACCUGGAUGUCGAGUCCUAUCCUCCGUUUUGUCUUCAUAUGCUUGGAAGGAUUUCAGCUCUCAUGGAGAAUCAUGGCGCGUCAACCUACCCAGUGAGAUCUUCGAUAUGGUUCUCGAGACCGUGUUGCCGAGAGAUCUGGUAACGUUCGCUCAAGCAUCUUUGGAGGUGGAAAAAUGGUAUUACUCGUCAGUACCGCAGCUUGAUGGCCUGGCAGUGCGUGGCUUCAAUCUAUCGAUCCCGUGCUGUGGCAAAAGGGACCGACCUGAUACAGAAGGCAUUUCUUGCUCGACUUGCUAUACUUGGUACCAUGCAAUGUGUGUUGGGCUAGGCCCUGAGGCGUGUAGUCGUACGUAUGUCUGUUCUGAUUGCGAACAGCAUAGGAGAUGCGACAUGAUGGAGAUGGGAGGAAUAUACGACGUUUAUCGAAAACACCGUUCCAGACCAUCUUGCAAGGUCACCAUUGAUGGUCUCGACAAGACGCUUCAAUUGCGCACAUCUAAGCCUGCACGGCGUCGACCAGAAUUAUGGCUCUAUGGACGUGACUCUGUUCCAGCCGGGGAAAUAAAAUACAGCGUUUUCUUUGGUGGCAUGUUCUCCGGAUUAGCAUAUGGUUUUGAGGGGGAGUAA
Molecule: messenger RNA, 1512 nt
Organism: Aspergillus ibericus CBS 121593
Lineage: Eukaryota; Fungi; Ascomycota; Eurotiomycetes; Eurotiales; Aspergillaceae
Product: PHD finger domain-containing protein
Exons: 2
Coding region: 1-1512 (503 amino acids)
Source: RefSeq, a predicted model, not a curated record